UGCAUUCGCCAAAUUGUCAUCAUAUCGGUUUGUUUUUGUUUCGAACACAUUGCGGGUAGAGUUUGCGAAUCGUUCAUUGGCUUGGAAAAUAAUUAUUGUACAAUGUCCCACAAUCACUCCCACGGCCAUGGCUGCGCCCACGAAGCACUUGGAAUUGAGGAUGAGCUCGAGAUGGGAAUCCAGUAUAGUUUGUAUGCGAAAAUCGACAUGAUGAACGUUGAAUGCUUGAAUGAGGAAACGGAAGGAUCGGGAAAGACCGUAUUCAAACCGUACGACCAAAGAAUGGAUUUCAGCAAAUUCGUUACAAGCGAUGCAGACGAGGAGCUGCUGUUCAACAUUCCCUUCACAGGGAAUGUUAAGCUGAAGGGCAUUAUCGUAAUGGGGGCUAACGAUGAUAGCCACCCGAAAAAGAUGAGAUUAUUCAAAAAUCGUCCCAAAAUGACUUUCGAUGACACAGCUGUACAGCCAGAACAGGAGUUUGAGCUGGAGAGAGAUUCUAACGGUGUCAUCGAAUAUUCAACCAAAGUCGUAACGUUUUCUUCUGUUCACCAUUUGUCGAUUCAUUUCCCAACGAAUUAUGGAGAUUCGAACACAACCGUAUAUUACAUUGGACUGAAAGGCGAAUUUAGUGAAGCCCACCAUCAUGGUGUCACGAUUUGCACCUACGAAUCGAUGCCAAGCGUUUCAGACCACAAAAAUGGCCUGCUAGAUAAGGUCAAUCAUCGUGUACAGUGAUAGCGUGAUUCGGAUUGGAGUGCAUGUUACGAGGAUGAAAUUUUUGAUUUACCUAUUGCGAAUAAACUAUUUAUUUAAGUCGGAUUCAAACCUACAAGAA
Molecule: messenger RNA, 835 nt
Organism: Toxorhynchites rutilus septentrionalis
Lineage: Eukaryota; Metazoa; Arthropoda; Insecta; Diptera; Culicidae
Product: PITH domain-containing protein GA19395
Exons: 3
Coding region: 103-735 (210 amino acids)
Cellular component (GO): nucleus
Source: RefSeq, a predicted model, not a curated record